This is a messenger RNA of Acanthocheilonema viteae, 1392 nucleotides long. The record is from the annotation of a GenBank genome assembly. Lineage: Eukaryota; Metazoa; Nematoda; Chromadorea; Rhabditida; Onchocercidae.
AUGUCUAUGCAGCAGUAUCGGAGUGAGAAAAAAGUAAUCGAAGAGGCAGUAGCAAAAGUACGUGAGGUGGUACAUACAGCAUCAAAGAACGACAUCAUUCUUGCACUUCAUAAUUUCGAUUUUGAUGUUAACAAAACUAUACAAGCAUUUUGUGAUGAUGGUGCACAGAGCGCUUUAGGUUCGUGGAAAAGAUCUGGUACUUCUAAUAAAAAAAACCAAAAAAAGAAAAAGAUGGCCAAGGAUCAAGCAGUUACCGCAACAAUUGCAUCUACGCUAUCAUGCACUUGUGCACCACGUUCUGCUCCUAAAACCCUAAAUGGAGUGGUCUCAUCAUCGGUCAUCAAUGGAAUUGUGGAAGUAGCGAAUUCACGCAAUCGAUCUGAAACUGUACCGCUAUCAACAUCUGAAUCACAAAAACUUGUGGCCAGCUCUGAUGAUGCUAAAAUACCUUCUGUUAGUUCUAUUGCAUCAAAGCCAGCGGCACCGAGUGAAAUCCAGAACCUUGAUAAUGGUCGCAUUUGUAGGGGUGCGACAAGAUUAAGGGACCAUCAUAGGCAAAUUGAAAAGAUAGAGACUGUUUUUGAAAACCAACUUUCUAUAGCCGAAGAAAAUGUGCGGAAUUCAUUUAAGUGUAUACGCCAACUUUUGGUUGAACGUGAAAACCAUUUAUUGGCGGAGUUACAACAAAUACGUGAUGAAGGGACACGAUUCUUCAAUGAACGUCGCCUGCAGUCUUGUGAACUGUACGGUCGUGCCAAACGAAUGAGCGCAAUGAGUGAUCGUGAACAAGCAGAAUUACGUGAUGAAAUUGCAAGAUUCAAUGCGGAAAAACAGAAUGAGGAAGGAAUCGCUCUAGCAACUCGUUUGCAUUGCGAUAGUGCGCAACUGGUCAAACUUAUUAAAAAUUUCGGCGAAGUGGUUGCUGUGAAUAGUACAGCUGGAAAUGAGACAAAUUUAGUAGUUCGUCAAACAGGAACUGCUGCAUCAACUUAUGUAAUGAAACAUUCGACAAGUCAUUCGUCCAUUGUAAGCUCACUUGGGGAAGAUUCGGGACUCGGACAAAUAAGUCCAGUUGGAAAUGAAGACCGCAAAAAUAUAGCGGAAAUUUCAAAUGGAGGAAUUUUGAUGAAAUCUGACGCUUUGACUGCCGAACAGCUGGCGGAUCUCAAUAAAAAACUGCAGGAAUCAUUGAAAGCGCAGGGUAUUGAUGCUUCGAUUUUAUCUGGCAUUGGUAGUAGGAAUGGAAUGCCAGUCAGACGACGUCCUCCUAUGGGUGGACGAGGUGGACAAUCAAAUUCAGCUCGAGGAGGACGAGGAAGAAUUCAAUAUAGCAGUGGUGGCGGCAAAACAUCGCUUGUUCGAGUCCCGAAUCUUUUUAUUUUAGAAUCUUAG